UAACUUUUAUUUUGUCUAUAAAUUGUUGAAUGCAAGAAAUGAACUAGUGCAAUACAAACAAUAGUAUUUUGUAGCUGGUUCUUUCUUUUGAUAGAACAAUGACUUAUGUUAAGCUAGCUCCUUUGGCUGUCUUCUUGCUUGCCGCAUUCUUGAUAUUCCCAAUGAAGAAAGUAGAAGCAGAUAAAUGUGGCGCUUAUUGCCCUUACCCUCGACUUUAUUGUAGUGGCGAUUGUGACUGCGAACCCUUUAUUGCAUCACUUCCUCCGCGGCUUAACUUUAAAUGUGUCACUCCUCAUUCAUCUGCAGAGCUUAAGAAGAAGGUAGAGGAACAACCUAAGUUAUGUUGGUCUCAUACUGAAUGCACAGAAAAGGGUAGUGGGAAUUAUUGUGCUCGUUUUCCUAAUUCCAAUCUCAAAUAUGGCUUGUGUUUUCCCUCUAUCUCUGAAGCAGUAAACACAUUCAAGAUGGCCUCUAGCUUGAAAUUCGAAAAAGACUUCUUGAAGAUGUCUCUUCCUGCUUAAUAUCGAUAUUAUGCAUUUAUGUACAACUUUAAAUAAUUGGGUUUCUUAAUAUCCAUCCAAAUUUCAAUAAUGAUGUAUGUUCAUGGUUUUCCUUUCAUCAGCAUAUCUUAUGCUUUUGUUAGGCCUGUUGUUUAAUUAAUAUAUGUUGUUUUUGUUGAA
Molecule: messenger RNA, 680 nt
Organism: Medicago truncatula (barrel medic)
Lineage: Eukaryota; Viridiplantae; Streptophyta; Magnoliopsida; Fabales; Fabaceae
Product: albumin-1
Exons: 2
Coding region: 99-521 (140 amino acids)
Source: RefSeq, a predicted model, not a curated record